Elgaria multicarinata webbii is the source of this 2102-nucleotide messenger RNA. It is a transcript of the gene SLC5A2, whose product is annotated as solute carrier family 5 member 2. Gene Ontology annotation, molecular function: D-glucose:sodium symporter activity. The transcript has 15 exons. Bases 1 to 2049 code for a protein of 682 amino acids. Gene Ontology annotation, cellular component: plasma membrane. Gene Ontology annotation, biological process: sodium ion transport; transmembrane transport. The record is from RefSeq and is a predicted model, not a curated record. Lineage: Eukaryota; Metazoa; Chordata; Lepidosauria; Squamata; Anguidae.
AUGGAGCAGGAAUCACCGAUCUUCACGGCCGAAAAGGCGACCAUCAGCAAUCCGGCAGACAUAUCCGUCAUUUGCUUAUACUUCCUUGCCGUCAUUGGAGUUGGGCUGUGGUCCAUGCGCCGGACCAACCGCGGUACUGUCGGGGGAUAUUUCUUGGCUGGUAGAAACAUGGUGUGGUGGCCGAUCGGCGCCUCUCUCUUUGCCAGCAAUAUCGGCAGCGGGCACUUCGUGGGCCUGGCUGGCACGGGUGCAGCUAACGGCCUGGCUGUGGCAGGAUUCGAGUGGAACGCUCUCUUCAUUGUUCUCCUCCUCGGAUGGCUCUUUGUCCCGGUUUACCUCACAGCUGGGGUCAUCACAAUGCCCCAGUACCUGAAGAAGCGCUUUGGAGGACAACGAAUCCGCCUCUACCUCUCCGUCCUCUCUCUUUUCAUGUAUAUCUUCACCAAGAUCUCAGUGGACAUGUUCUCUGGUGCAGUGUUCAUCCAGCAAGCCUUGGGAUGGAAUAUUUAUGUGGCAGUCAUAGCUCUCCUGGUCAUAACCACCAUUUACACAGUGACAGGUGGGUUGGCGGCACUGAUGUACACGGACACCGUCCAGACGUUCGUCAUGGUCAGCGGAGCUUUUGUCCUCAUGGGGUUUGCCUUUAACAAGGUGGGAGGCUACCAGGGGGUCUUUGACAAGUACAUGCAGGCCCUUCCGAGGCGGACGCUCUCCCCCUCCCCUGCCCUCUACAACAUUUCGGCUGCCUGCUACCUGCCCCGCGAGGACUCUUUCCACAUGAUGAGAGACGCCGUCAUGAGUGAUCUGCCCUGGCCGGCUCUUAUCUUCGGUCUUUCCAUCAACUCUAUCUGGUAUUGGUGCAGUGACCAGGUCAUCGUACAGAGGUGCCUGGCUGGGAAAAACCUCACCCACGUCAAAGCCGGCUGCAUCCUGUGCGGCUACCUCAAACUGCUGCCCAUGUUUCUCAUGGUGAUGCCAGGCAUGAUCAGCCGGAUCCUGUAUCCAGAUGAAGUGGCCUGCAUCGUCCCGGAAGAAUGCAAGCGAAUCUGUGGGACCAUCGUCGGGUGCUCCAAUAUUGCCUAUCCGAAACUGGUGGUGUCCCUCAUGCCGAACGGCCUCCGGGGGCUCAUGCUGGCCGUGAUGCUGGCCGCCUUGAUGAGCUCGCUGGCUUCCAUCUUCAACAGCAGCGGCACCCUCUUCACCAUGGACAUCUACAACCGCCUGAGGCCUCAAGCCAGCGACCAGGAACUGUUGAUAGUGGGCAGGGUGUGGAUCCUGCUACUUGUGGGGGUGAGUAUUGCAUGGAUCCCAGUGGUGCAAGCUGCCCAGGGCGGGCAGCUCUUUGACUACAUCCAGUCCGUCAGCAGUUAUCUGGCCCCACCCAUUGCAGCCAUCUUUUUGCUCGGAGUCUUCGUCAAAAGGGUGAACGAGCAGGGUGCAUUCUGGGGACUGGUAGGGGGCCUAGCCAUAGGCAUGGCCCGGAUGAUCCCAGAAUUCGCCUACGGGACGGGGAGCUGCCUCUUCCCCGGCGCCUGCCCCCGCCUGAUUUGUGGCGUCCACUAUCUCUACUUUGCCAUCAUCCUCUUCUCUGCCACGGCGGUCAUUGUGAUGGGCGUCUCACUCUGCACAUCGCCUAUCCCUGAUAAACACCUGCAUCGCCUGGUGUUCAGCCUCAGGCAUAGCGAGGAGGAGCGGAUAGAUCUGGACACAGAUGAAGAGGAGGAAGCUAAGCAAAGGGAGGCUGCACGGCAGCAACGCCGGGAGCAAGCAGAGGUGGCAGCAACGAAAAGCGGAAGACUGCAGCUUGGGCUGGAGACGGACGGUCCCAAAGCAGUGUCCUCUUUUGGCAAACUGCGCCGCUGCCUGGGCUGGUUCUGUGGGAUCGGGACGGGCAGCCAAGAGGCGCUGGAGCUGACCCCGGAGGAGAAAGCCGAGGAGCUGCAGCGCCUGACGGACAUCACGGAGCACCCACGCUGGAGGCGCGUCGUCAAUAUCAACGCGGUCAUCAUGAUGGGCCUAGCCACGUUCCUGUGGGGCUACUACGCCUGAGUGCCGUCUGCUACGGCAGCUCACGGCCACUUCUGCCCGUCUGGGCAUCCCAC